AUGAGAAGAUUAUAUUCAGUCAUUAAUUUAAAAAAAAAAAGUAAAGUAUUUACUAAUUCAAAUUGUAUUAAACGAUUUUUACAUCUUCAUGAAUAUCAAAGUAUGGAACUCCUAAAGAAAUAUAAAUUAGCUAUUCCUAAACAUGGAGUUGCAACUAAUUUAGAAGAAGUAAAAGAAAUAGGUAAAGAACUUGCAAAACAAAGUCAUAAUAAAGAAUUUAAUUUAGUAAUAAAGGCCCAAGUUUUAACAGGAGGAAGAGGUCUGGGAUAUUUUAAAGAGAAUAAUUUUCAAGGUGGAGUUCAAGAAUGUAAGAAUUUGGAUCAACUAAUUGAUAUAAGUGAAAAGAUGCUUGGGAAAACACUGAUUACUAAACAAACUGGAUUAGAAGGAAAGAUUUGUAAGAAAGUUUUAAUUGUUGAGAAGAUACCAAUUUUAAAAGAAAUGUAUUUAGCAAUUGCGCUUGAUAGGGAAAGUGCUUCUACAUGCAUAAUAUUCUGUCCUGAAGGUGGUACUAGUAUAGAAGAUAAGGCUAAAGAAAAUCCAAAUAAUAUCCAUAAAAUAUGUAUUGAUCCUAAAGAAGGUUUAACAAGAGAUAUUACUAAUAAAAUAAGUAAUAUUUUAUUAGGGGAAUAUUUUGGAAAUAUAAAAGAUAUGAAAUCAGACAAUUUUUUGAAUUUGAAUAUAAAUAAAAAGAAUUUGAAAUACUUUGAUAAAAUAUUUAAAAUGAAUGAAGUAGAAAUGUUAAAGAAUGAAAUGUAUGAAAUUGUUAAUAAGCUAUAUCAGUUAUUUAGAGAGACUGAUAGUACUCUUAUUGAAGUAAAUCCUUUAGUUUUAAAAAAGAAUAUUCCAAAAUUAAGAGAUAAUGAUUCUAUUAAAAAUUUAUUAAUUUGUGAUAUUAAGAUAAAUAUUGAUGAUAAUGCAAGUUAUAGACAAAAAGAAUUAUUUGAUAUAGAGGAUGUAGAACAAAAAGAUCAAAUUGAAGUUGAAGCUGCUAAAUAUGGAUUGAAUUAUAUUCGAUUGAAUGGUAAUGUUGGUUGUAUAGUUAAUGGGGCUGGAUUAGCUAUGGCUACAAUGGAUAUAAUUAAAUUUUAUAAUGCAGAACCAGCAAAUUUUCUUGAUUUAGGAGGUACUGCUCAAAAAGAACAAGUUUGUAAGGCUUUAGAAAUAUUACAUAAUGAUAAUAAUGUAAAAGUUAUCAUGGUAAAUGUUUUUGCUGGAAUAGUUAGAGCAGAUGUUGUAGCUGAAGGGAUUAUUGAAGCUGUUGAAACAUUGAAUAUAAAGAAACCAAUUGUUGUGAGAUUACAAGGAACAAAUAUUGAACAAGCAAAGGUAUUAAUGGAUAAGAAAAAAGAUAGUAUUAAUAUAACAUUUUGUACUGAUCUAGAUUCAACAGCUAAAAAAGCUAUAUCAUAUAUUUAA
Messenger RNA from Cryptosporidium muris RN66, 1419 nucleotides. RefSeq names its product succinyl-CoA synthetase, beta subunit, putative. Lineage: Eukaryota; Apicomplexa; Conoidasida; Eucoccidiorida; Cryptosporidiidae. Gene Ontology annotation, cellular component: mitochondrion; succinate-CoA ligase complex. The coding region runs from base 1 to 1419 and encodes 472 amino acids. Gene Ontology annotation, molecular function: succinate-CoA ligase (ADP-forming) activity. The transcript has a single exon. Gene Ontology annotation, biological process: succinyl-CoA metabolic process; tricarboxylic acid cycle. The record is from RefSeq and is a predicted model, not a curated record.